Molecule: messenger RNA, 1458 nt
Organism: Haliotis rufescens (red abalone)
Lineage: Eukaryota; Metazoa; Mollusca; Gastropoda; Lepetellida; Haliotidae
Product: retinal homeobox protein Rx1-like
Exons: 3
Coding region: 70-1182 (370 amino acids)
Biological process (GO): regulation of transcription by RNA polymerase II
Molecular function (GO): RNA polymerase II transcription regulatory region sequence-specific DNA binding; DNA-binding transcription factor activity, RNA polymerase II-specific
Source: RefSeq, a predicted model, not a curated record
UCAGUGAGUCAUAUCGUCAACUCACAGAACAAUUUCACUGUUUGGAUUUAUUAUUUGUCGCUUCACGGCAUGGACGGAACUCUAAACUCCGACACGGACCUGAACACAACCAGUCCGUCAGCCCAGCGCAAGAUGAAGUCGUAUAGCAUUGACAGCAUCCUGGGUAGAAGCCCAUCUAAAGACAGUUCAAAUGAAGCAAAUUGUGAAUUGCGUCUUAACGCAGGUUCUCCCCAACCGCACUGCCUGUCGGAGACUCGCUUACACAGCCCGCACGCUCUACACCGGGACUCUUGCUACAGCUCACCCCGGGGGGACGGGCCGGACUGCUAUGGGUCCCACCAUGGUGAGGUUCGAGAAGGGUGCUACGGGUCCCCCCGUGAUGAGGUGCGAGAUUGCUACGGGUCGCCCCGUGGUGAUGUAAAAGAUGAAUCCUCCAUGGAGGAGAUUGAUGAGGGUCGGGGAAUUGAUGUCACUGGCUCUGAGGCUGAGGACAACGGGUCCAAACCCAGAAAAAUCCGGCGAAGUCGAACAACGUUCACGACGUUCCAGCUGCACCAGCUAGAGAGAGCAUUCGAGAAGACCCAAUACCCAGACGUUUUCACAAGGGAAGAAUUGGCCAUGAGGCUAGAGCUCAGCGAGGCACGCGUACAGGUCUGGUUCCAAAAUCGCCGUGCCAAGUGGAGAAAGAGAGAGAAAGCUCUUGGAAGAGAAAGUCCCAAUUUUCUGUCUGGAGAAUCUCCCCAAUCACUAGCCGACCUCCCACCUCUCGGGGGUCCACCAAUGGCCCUGCAGUCGACCCUUGACCCCUUCUGGUCCGCCCGGUUUCCCAAUCUCACCGGCAUCAGCCCCAUGCUUGCUAUCAACCACAUCGGUGGAAUGCCGUCUCACUAUUUCCAAGGAAAGGCUGUGACACCUUUUGGUGGACUUCUGUCGAACUAUAUGGUGGCGGCUGGAAACAUUCCCGUUCAAAACAUGUUCAUGGGAUCCCAAAUGGCGGCCGUGACAUCAUCACCUUUAAAUCUCGCGCCUUCGAGAAUCUCGCCUGAAAACGAGAGUUUGGACAUGAGAAAAUCUAGUAUUGAUGCUCUUCGCUUAAAAGCAAAGGAACAUUCCGCUACAAUGGGCGAUCAGAUUGUAUUCUCUGGUCUAGGACAUCCACAUCAGGAGGUGGCUAAGUCAUGACUAAAUUUCCGAUAAGGAAUUAGAGAAAUUAUUCAAAUUUAAAUUAUGUGCUCCUUGACAAGUUAAAAAGCCGGCUAUCUAUGAAUGUGUUGAUUUCUGUAAAUUUAGACCAGGCAUAGCCCUACUAAAGUGUACCAUAAAUCGAUCUAGAUGUUCCAGAAAUGAUUCUUUCUCAUCUGAUGGUUUGAUGUGUAUCAAUCAAUGUAUUCUGUUGAGAUUAUACUAAAUGCAAUAAGUGUCCACACACCAACAAUGUAUUAAGAUGAAUUUCCGAAA